This is a messenger RNA of Rhinocladiella mackenziei CBS 650.93, 1332 nucleotides long. RefSeq lists its product as uncharacterized. Bases 1 to 1332 code for a protein of 443 amino acids. The transcript has a single exon. Gene Ontology annotation, molecular function: FMN binding; oxidoreductase activity. The record is from RefSeq and is a predicted model, not a curated record. Lineage: Eukaryota; Fungi; Ascomycota; Eurotiomycetes; Chaetothyriales; Herpotrichiellaceae.
AUGGCCAACAAGACUGAGUCCCAAUGGAAUCAGCCGUAUACAGAGCCCGAUCCACACAGUCACUCUGCGUACCAGCGAGAGAUCUACUCCUCGCUCCGGGCUCCAAUCUUCUCCACCAAGCCGGCUGAAUGGGAAGCAUUGGCUCGUUCUAAAGUCCCUGCUCCCAACUUCGGCUAUGUCUCUGGCUCAGCCAGCAGUGGACAGACCCAUGCCGCCAACAUUGCAGCCUUUGAUCGAUACCGUCUCCGACCACACAUGCUGGUCAAUGCCACUCAGCGAGAUACGAGUGUAGAACUGUUUGGGACCAAAUACAAGAGCCCGCUCUUGGUUGCACCAGUCGGCGUCCAAAAUAUCAUGCAUCGAGACGCCGAAGAAGCCACGGCAAAAGCCUGCCGUAAACUCGGUGUCCCCAUGAUUCUGUCCUCCGCUGCCACGAGAACCAUUGAGCAGGUUGCCGAAGCCAAUGGCGAUGGGGAUCGUUGGUAUCAGCUUUAUUGGCCCAGGCCCCAAUGGGAAGAUGUUACUGUGAGCCUGCUCAACCGGGCCAAAGCGAACGGCUACAAGGUCCUUGUGGUCACUUUAGACACUUUCAACCUUGCCUGGAGACCAGUCGAUCUCGACACGGCCUACCUGCCCUUUAUUUGGGGCGAUGGCUGUCAGAUUGGACAUUCAGACCCCGUCUUCAAUCAAAGAUAUGAAGAAGUUCAGAAAAUGGAUAAAAGGGGUUACGGAGAAAAGUUGGCUGAACUAUGGGCGACCAUGAAAAGUCCCGGAUCAGUUUCUGGCGCAGCUCGGGUCCUUUCGAACAUCCAGCUCUUGCAAAAGUCAAAGGCAUGGCUAGAUGUUAUGAACUCGGGAACGUACCGUGAAUGGAAACACCUGGAGAUUUUGCGCAAGCUAUGGGACGGUCCAAUUGUCCUGAAAGGCAUUCAGACGGUUGAUGAUGCCCACAGAGCUAUCGACCAUGGCAUGGAUGGCAUCAUUGUGUCAAACCACGGGGGCCGACAGUGCGAUGGCGCCAUCGCCUCACUGGAUGCCCUUGCUGAAAUUGCCGCUGAUGAAAGGAUCCAGAGAUCUACAUUGACUCUCAUCUUUGACAGUGGCAUUCGCACCGGCAGCGAUGUUAUAAAGGCGUUGGCCUUGGGUGCAAAAGCUGUUUGUAUUGGUCGACCAUAUAUGUAUGGUCUUGCCAUUCAUGGGCAGGAAGGUGUGGAACAUAUUCUCAGAUGUCUCCUGGCUGACAUGGACAACAUGUUGGGUCAAGUCGGCAAGAAGAGUCUGAAGGAACUUAACAGACACGACGUACAAAUUCGGUCGGACUCCAAGCUAUAG